Ilex paraguariensis (yerba mate) is the source of this 2377-nucleotide messenger RNA. The record is from the annotation of a GenBank genome assembly. NCBI's taxonomy places the organism in Eukaryota, Viridiplantae, Streptophyta, Magnoliopsida, Aquifoliales, Aquifoliaceae.
AUGGCAGACGAAGCCAAAGACAUCGAGAAGCUCUACGAGUACGGCGAAAAGCUCAACGAAGCCAAAGACAAGGGCCAGCAUGUUGAGGAUUAUGAGAAUAUAAUUAAGGCGUCGACAAGCACGAGCAUUAAAGCUAGGCAAUUAGCUGCGCAGCUCAUUCCCAGAUUCUUCAAGUUUUUUCCAGGUCUUUCUGUGAAUGCAGUCGAUGCUCAUCUCGAUUUGUGCGAAGCUGAAGAGCUUGGGAUUCGGGUGCAAGCGAUCCGUGGACUUCCUCUAUUUUGCAAGGAUACACCUGAGCAUCUUUCAAAAAUUGUAGACAUUCUUGCACAACUCCUUACAGCUGAAGAAAAUGUGGAGCGUGAUGCAGUGCAUAAAGCCCUUUUGUCCUUACUAAGGCAGGAUGUGGAAGCUUCAUUGACAGCCCUAUUUAAGCACAUUGAGAGUGUUGAUGAGCCGAUCACGGAUGAAAACCUUCGUGAGAGGACUCUGAUCUUCAUCAGAGAUAAGGUAUUUCCUCUCAAAGCUGAGCUCUUGAAGCCUCAGGAGCAAAUGGAAAGGCAUAUAACUGAUUUGGUCAAAAAAUAUGGAAGUGCUUCUAGAGUAUCAGUUUUCCAUUUGAUAUUGUUGCUCUAUCUGAGAACUCAAAGUUUGCAAGAUGUGACGGGGGCUGAAUUUAAAAUGUUUAUGGAUUUCUUAAAAAGUCUGAAGAUAUUUGGAGAGAAAGCUCCACCAGAGCGUGUGCAAGAACUUAUUGAAAUCAUUGAAGGUCAAGCUGAUUUAGAUGCACAGUUCGAUUUGCUGGAAUCUCCAUUUGCUGAGUUGAUGCAAAUGUUUCUGUGCAUGGGGAUUGCUUUUUUAAGUGAUGGGGUAUUGGUAGGAAUGUCUACCCAGGUCCCACUCAUCAUUCCCACUGCAAGAGGUUCCUACACUGCAUUCAUCACCGUACUGGCUUACAAAGUGCAGGUUUCAGACGGAGAUCACAUUGAUAGAUUGAUAUCAUGCCUUUACAUGGCACUUCCAAUUUUUAUGCAAGGUGCAUCAAAUAGCAAGUUCCUCAACUAUUUGAACAAGAAUAUUUUUCCUGUUUUUGAUAAGCUGCCUGAAGAACGCAAGGUAGACCUGCUGAAAAAUCUUGCAGAAAGUUCACCUUACAUAGCUCCGCAGGAUUCAAGACAGAUUCUUCCCACUGUUGUUCAGCUCUUAAAGAAAUACAUGCCUCUAAGGAAAGCUGGAGAAGAGAUGAACUUCACUUAUGUUGAGUGCUUGUUGUACACAUUUCACCAUUUAGCUCACAAGACUCCAAAUGCCACUAAUAGCGUAUGUGGUUACAAGAUAGUGACUGGCCAACCAUCAGAUAGGCUUGGGGAGGACUUCUCAGAAAAUUACAAAGAGUUCACAGAAAGGUUGAGUUGUGUUGAAGAGCUAGCUAGAGCUACCAUUAAGAAAUUAACUCAGGGAAUGGCUGAGCACAACAAAGCAACGGCUACUACUAAAUCUGAUGAGGCAAAGGCUAGCAUUAAGACGCAAAAGCAGAAUACUACAACUGGGUUGCGAACCUGCAAUAACAUUUUGGCAAUGACACAGCCGCUACAUUUGAAAUCUCCUUCUUUUAUUGGGGAUAAGAGAAUCAAUCUAUCUUGGAAAGAAGCAGCAAAACCUUCUGCACCUUCAACUGCCACAACAACUGGAGGGAAACGUCCUGCUAAUGGUUCUGCCAAUAAUGCAUCAAAAAGGGGUCGUGGAGGUGGUGGUAUGCAAAACCAGCUUGUUAACAGGGCAUUUGAAGGUUUAUCUUAUGAAGGGAGUAGUAGUGCAAGAGGAAGAGGAAGAGGACGAGGCAAAGGCAGAGGCAGAGGUAGGGGGUGGGGUGGACGUGGUAGAGGAAGGGGCUAUCAAUAGCUUUCAUUCAUCCAUAAUGCAACAAAAUAACUGAGAGUUUGGAACAGUUAUGGACCAGAAGAUACAAACACGAUGAAUGUACUAAUAACCACCUCUGCUUGAACAAAUUUUUAGAGAGAAUGAAGAUGACUUGUAGAUUGUUGACUCACUACUGUCGAUCAGAAAUCUUCCGGAGCUUGUCUUGUUCAAUUCGCUUGAAGCAUUUAAGGCUUUGCAUACCCAGUCCCAUCUGAUUAAGCCAAUGGAAACAACUGCUAAUCCUCUCGAGACACUUCCUUUAUCCCCUAAAAAUAGAGUCGUCGUAAACAAGGGCUGUGUGAGACUCUUCCAUCGACUCUUGUGUAUCUUUGAAUGUGCUGCACGAGUACAUUCUCUUGGUUGUUUUCCAUUUGAUUUUUACUUGUUUUAUUAAUGGAUUGUAUUGUGGAAACUCGUUUUAUAGUCAUAGAAAGCAUUUCUUUUUUUUUUUUUUUUUUUU